Messenger RNA from Serendipita indica DSM 11827, 2067 nucleotides. NCBI's taxonomy places the organism in Eukaryota, Fungi, Basidiomycota, Agaricomycetes, Sebacinales, Serendipitaceae. The record is from the annotation of a GenBank genome assembly.
AUGUCAGGACCAUCGGGAUCGGAGACGACGCCGAGUAAAGACCACGAAGCAAGGACGUCAAUCCAAGACAGGCUCGGAUCGCUCUUUGGAGGCAGCAAUCCAAACUCUGCUCGCUCCUCCCUUGACCGUUCACGGCCGCAGACACCAUUCACGGGAAAUAACUCACAGAGCAACUCGAAGAGCGCUGGGGAAGAAUCUACCAAUUCCGCCAGAACCAGUUUAGAGAUGCCUGUACGCGUGCCGACCGGAACGUCCACAUUGGCGGCAGUGAGCAGUAAAAGAACGUCAUGGACACCUCCUGUCGUCAAAUGGAUCACAGACGCUAUAUAUUCGGACACGUCUGCACCACCAAGUCGCAGCUCGCUCGAUUUGCGCGAAGGAAAUAGCAAUGGCUCCAGUCCUCACAGGCGCUCAGAAGAACUCGAACGAGACAAACAAGCCGUGAAUAAGCAUCCACAACCACAGCUAAGGGUAAACGGGAGCACGUCACAGAGCUCGUCUGGGCUGGAUGGUCAGACGAGCGCUGCUCUGCAGCAAGCCAUCUCGGAUGAAGUCUUCAAGAUACAGAGACCACCAGAAGCCCGAAUGGCGCCCGCGUUUGAAGGGCAAGGUCACGUUCAGCGGCAUAGCAUCGACGGGCGUCCAUUUCGUCAUCCAGUCUUGUUGGACAAUCUUGCAAGAGCGUCGAUGCCAACAUCCUCCAUCACACGUCCUCUACAGAUUCAGCCCUCUUCCUUGUCUUCCACAGGUCGGCCAGGCCAGCCAUCCUCGUCCGUCCUCACCCAACAACCUCACAUCUUCGCUUCCCCUACAAGCACCAUGUUUUCGGGCCCUGGAGCAUCUCUCACAAGGAAUGACACAAGGACAUCGAUUGACUCGCUUCGCUCAUUGACAACGAGGGACAGGGGCAUUCAGACGAGUGCCCCUACCAGCAUGGUACCCACGUCGAUGGGGAAAUGGUGGUUCCAAGAGGGCAACAAAGCAGCAGUAGACGAGCUUCUGGGCGAUGACGAUAAAGCAUCGACUGCCCAAAAAGAAGCAGACCACAUUCGUAAGAAAUAUCUUACACCGAGGCUACCUCUUGUAUUCUGUCAUGGACUAUUAGGAUUUGACUCUGUCUCUUUGGGAGCGUCCUUUGCGCCUUUACAAAUUACGCAUUGGAGGGGGAUCAAAGAGGUACUCGAGGAGAAUGGGAUCGAACUCCUCAUCACAAGAGUUCCUGCAACGUCAGGCGUUGAGGAGCGCGCCAAAGUUUUGGAAGCAAAGAUCACAGAAGUGUACCCUGGAAGAGAGGUUCAUCUAAUCGGACAUAGCAUGGGAGGGCUGGAUAUUCGUUGGCUAGCAUCCAAGAUUCGGCCAACGGCCUUUAAGAUUCGGUCUGUGACCACUAUUGGUACUCCUCACCGUGGUUCAUACUUUGCCGACUACUUUCUUGAGACACUUGGGAAAUCGCGAAUACCUUCUCUGGUCUCAUUCUUGGAGUAUUUACCAAACGGAGGAGGAGACGGCAAGGCCUUUGAAGGGCUGACGAGGGACGCUAUGAAAAGGUUUAACGAGGAUGUGCCCGACGUCGAGGGUAUAGCAUACUACAGCUGGGGUGCCUCGUGUCAGCCUGGCCUAGUCGACCCGUUUAGAUGGCCUCAUGGUGUGAUAUUAGAGAAAGAGGGACCGAAUGAUGGGCUGGUGUCCGUCUCUUCGGCGCAGUGGGGAAAGUACAUGGGCACUCUCGACGAAGUCAAUCAUUUGGAUCUUGUCGGCUGGAUCAAUGCGGCUCGGUACAAGUUUGCAGAAAUUGCAGGCAAGGCGAUCAAUUUCAAGCCGGCGAGUUUCUACCUCGAAAUUGCGGCCAAGCUAGCAGAGGAAGUCGAAGGACUAACAUGGGAUGACGAGAACAAUAGCGAGCACGAGGUCCUGUUUGAGAGCAGCAGCGGCAGCGAUGAUGAAGAGGACGGCAAGGCAAAGCGCCCUGCCGUCCACCGAAGCAAGUCUGGACGUAAACACUCGUCGACAAAAACUGCCGCGGGAGGACCCCCACCGCCUCCUGGCGUUGAGGGGGGAGUGGACUGA